UUCACAUUUGAAUGCCCUGAUUCGAGUGAAGAGCGCAAGCAGCACAGCUUCUUGUUGAUGGUGUUCAAACGGAUCAAGACAAGUCAAGACAAGUCAAGAUGUUUGCCAAAUUUAUCACGAUAGUGUUGGACAAGUGAAACGUUGGUCGUUUGUACAGGCAGUCUUGUACUUGCAAGCGCCACUUCUGCUUUUCAAUAACAUGGGAGCAGCUCAGCCAACGAAGACCAAGCGGACAGCAGCAGCAGAGACUUGCAGAACUGCAGACCCUUAUGCGAAUUGGGCAAAGCGUUCUAUUCCCUUCCUCUCAGAUCCCACACGCAAAGCAUGGCUGCAGAAGUGGCCCACCCUGAUUUUCCUCAUUUCCAACGUCUUCAUCCUUUUCAUGUAAUACCUCACCUAUUGGUAUCACAGCUGACUGUAGUUUCCUUACCGUGCUUAUGUUUUGGCCUGUCAUUGUGCGAAAUACGAUUCACAGCCAGCUGGCCCAAGUCGAGCAGCAUCUUCGGCAUCGCAGCAUCACAGAUAUCCUGGACUUGAACAGGAAGCCAGACCCUGAUGUUCUCGACUUGAGCAUCAUCUCAAUUGGAGAUGACGGCUUUGAUGUCGCCAUGCGCAACACGCGACCAGGUCCAAGCUUCAUCUCCGUCGAGCCAUUCAAUUUGACAAUCAUGGACAGUAUUUUCGAGCAUCAAAUCAUGCGUGUCGCGGUCCCUGCCACUGCAGCAAAUACAGACAUGAUUCGAUUCGGGAUUCGCUACGAUCCGGGCAAUGUUGACUCCCUCUUGAACAUGAUUGAGACAUCUGUUCAUGCACACGCUCGUCCAAAGGUAUCUCUGGCUGGCGACGUGACAGUCAAGCUGUUUGCCCGAGAAGCACACGUAAAAGUGCAGCGAGCAAACUUGCCUACGCCCCGGGUGCCAGACUUUAUGAAGUUCGCCAAGUUUGUAACAAACCCAAAAGUCAAGCAAGUUCAGAAUGGAAGCGUUGUCAAUGCAGCAGCUUCGGUAGAUCUUUCGCUACCAUACACGAUUCGUGUCUGGCUUGGAGAGAUUGGAUUGUUUGUUCUUCACAACGGAAAGGAGUUUGCGGAGGUGCAAGUUGAUCGUGUUGCCCUCCAUCCAGGAACUACUCAUCUCAAAGCAACGGGCCAUGCAAAUUUGGCGAUGCUGCAGACUGAUAAGGAGCUGACGGAUGCCAUUGAUCCUAAGGCAACAUCAGAUUUGCCAUUGACGCUACGUGGCAGACCAAGGUUGACCAAUCCGAUCUGGCUCAAUGAGUUUUUGGGCAGAGAGCAGAAUAUUACGAUUCCUCGCAGCUGGCUCACAAUGGGAGCCGAGCUAGUCCAGCAGGGUGGGUUGGCAUAGUCUCCAGCUUUCAAUGUUCAUCAGAAGCGCCAUAUCUAGCAGCACUUAGAACUACACAUCUAGUUGGUGUGGUUGCCGUUCGUGCGGUCGGCUAUCUCGCCACAGCAAAAAUGAAACGAGCGCCUA
This is a messenger RNA of Protomyces lactucae-debilis, 1490 nucleotides long. RefSeq lists its product as uncharacterized. NCBI's taxonomy places the organism in Eukaryota, Fungi, Ascomycota, Taphrinomycetes, Taphrinales, Protomycetaceae. The transcript has a single exon. The record is from RefSeq and is a predicted model, not a curated record. Bases 438 to 1364 code for a protein of 308 amino acids.